CGCCCUUGGACGCCGAGGCACCCCGCAGCGAAGGACGCUUGGGGACAAGGGGCGAGGGGGUGGGAACGCCCUGGGAUUCAGACCUUUGGGUUCCCACGUCCCAGGGCGUCCCUCUGAGCCGGAAGGAACCGGGGCCACUGUCGUCAUCUUGGCGUUUAACCCUCUCAUUUUAUAGAUGGGGAAACUGAGGCCCCGCUCAGAGGUCACACUCAGGGUAUCUAAUUCUUCAAAUGUUUCUCUAAUGGUUAUGUUAGCAAAUAAAGGCUGCUAGAGGCAGGUAGCUGGUGCUCUGGAGAGAUCGCUGGCGUGGAGUUAGACCCUGAGUUCAAAUGUGGCCUCAGUUACUUAUUAGCAGUGAGCCUGGGUACCAGAAGUCAGCUUGUGUCUUCCUUCAGUGUCCAAGGUUUCACACUACUAUAAGCAGGCACAAAGGCAAAACAGCUACAGAACAUCUCUGGCUGAUGAGGCACUUUAAGGACCCAUUUGUCAAAGCUGCAAAAGUAGAAAAUUACCGUUGCCGAAGUGCUUUCAAACUUUUGGAGAUACAUGAGAAGCACCAAAUUUUUCAUCCUGGGCUUCGUGUAUUAGACUGUGGUGCUGCCCCUGGUGCAUGGAGUCAAGUAGCUGUCCAGAAAGUCAACGCUGCAGGCACAGAUCCCAACUCCCCUGUUGGUUUUGUCCUUGGGGUAGAUCUCCUUCAUAUAUUUCCACUGGAGGGAGCAAUCUUCCUCUGUUCUACUGAUGUAACUGACUCAGCGACCAUCAAGAAAAUUCAAGAGCAGCUUCCUGGCCAGAAAGCUGAUGUGAUUUUGAGUGAUAUGGCACCCAAUGCAACUGGAUUUCGGGAACUUGAUCACCAAAAGCUCAUAAACAUGUGCCUAUCUCUUCUGAACUUUACUUCAAGUAUAUUACAUCCAGGAGGGACAUUCCUCUGUAAAUUUUGGGAUGGAGGUCAACGACACCUCUUACAAAAUAGGCUAGAAAAAGAAUUCAAGAAUGUGAGGACUAUAAAACCUGUAGCUAGCAGGAAAGAAUCAUCAGAGACUUACUUUUUGGCAAAAUUAUACCGAGGAAUCAAAACACCUUUGAAAGAGUAGAAGUUAUACCUGUUUUUACCAAUAGGGUUAUUGAGGCCUAUAUUAAUUAGAAGUUUGAAUCAGACCUUGGACUACACUUGCUGUGUAAAUAUAAUGUAACAUGUAAAUGAAAUAUAAGUACUAAACAAAGAAUAGGGAAACAUUUUAUUCUGUUGGGUCAUAUACAGAAUUUAGAGCUGGAAGGGCCAUUAGAGAUUAUAUAGCUCAACUUCCACUUCUCAUUUUAUAGAUGGGAAAAUUGAAGCCCAAGACGUUUAGUGACUUCUUCGAGGUAAGUAGGAGAGCCACAAUUUGAACCCAGUCUUCUGACUUUCCCGUCUCUGCCGUUCCCAUUCUUCCCCAACAUUUAUUUUUUUCUUUAACUGAAAAACAAAGCACCACUCUUCUUUUAUAUCUGAGUGUUUAUGAAUUCAGGCAUGGAGGUGAGUCCCUGGUAUUGAGGCCAUCCUUUAAUAAAUAUAUGUUCUGCUUUAUGUAUCUGCAUUCACGUAAUGGCACUAAAAUGUGAUAUUAAAGCAAUUUCUAAAAAAGACAGUAAUGCAUCAUUUCCCUAAGCUUA
Molecule: messenger RNA, 1656 nt
Organism: Vombatus ursinus (common wombat)
Lineage: Eukaryota; Metazoa; Chordata; Mammalia; Diprotodontia; Vombatidae
Gene: MRM2
Product: mitochondrial rRNA methyltransferase 2
Exons: 3
Coding region: 330-1097 (255 amino acids)
Biological process (GO): RNA methylation
Cellular component (GO): mitochondrion
Molecular function (GO): rRNA (uridine-2'-O-ribose)-methyltransferase activity
Source: RefSeq, a predicted model, not a curated record